AUGUCAAACGUCGGAUAUCCUUCUACCUACGAGGACGGUGACCAGCGUCAUUACAGCAAAGAGGCUGUGCGUGAGGAGGGUCGCACACAUGGUGUCAACACAGAGGGCUACCAGAACAAGGAUAGCAUCAUGAAUGAGCUCCGGGCGAGCGACACACAACGAGAGAUUGAUGAUAAGAUGAAGCACCAGCCUGGCUUCGCAGCCACCAUGCACGGCAACCAGCCCUCUAGGGGCGCCCAGAUCGACGCCGAACUUGCACAAGAAGACGCCGAGUUGAUGGCAAAGAAGCGGGAGAAGACGGACAGCAUGCCAGGAAAGAAGAUGGAACACAACACUGAGAAGAGCGAGUGGAAGCAGCAGAUGGACCAAGAAGAGUAUGAGGCUCGUGCUGCGCACAGCAAGAGAGGAUCAAACAGGAAUGGAGGCCAAGGUAUGGAGUAUGUUACUCGCAAGACCCAUAGUAGCCGGGAGUAA
Messenger RNA from Fusarium coffeatum, 474 nucleotides. RefSeq lists its product as uncharacterized. The record is from RefSeq and is a predicted model, not a curated record. The transcript is spliced from 4 exons. Bases 1 to 474 code for a protein of 157 amino acids. Lineage: Eukaryota; Fungi; Ascomycota; Sordariomycetes; Hypocreales; Nectriaceae.